Molecule: messenger RNA, 486 nt
Organism: Ophidiomyces ophidiicola
Lineage: Eukaryota; Fungi; Ascomycota; Eurotiomycetes; Onygenales; Onygenaceae
Exons: 3
Coding region: 1-486 (161 amino acids)
Biological process (GO): endoplasmic reticulum to Golgi vesicle-mediated transport
Cellular component (GO): TRAPP complex
Source: RefSeq, a predicted model, not a curated record
AUGUACGCUGCGGUCGUAUACUCCCUCGUCGUCAUUAACAAAGCUGGCGGCUUAAUCUACCAGCGCGACUUCCAAUCUGGACUACAGAAACUCUCUACAAAUGACUAUCUCGUCCUAGCCGGCACAUUUCACGGUGUUCACGCUAUUACUCGCUCUCUAACACCCCAGGUCUCUUCUGCUUCCACAGCUGCCGGUAAUAAUACUUCCCCGGGACUUUCUAGCCUCCCUAAUCCAGGCCUGCCCAAAACCGGGCUUGAAGUACUUGAAACGGAGAAAUUUAGAUUAACAUGCUUCCAAACCAUCACUGGCACCAAAUUCCUUCUAUUUACCGAUCCGCUCAUGCCUAAUGUUGAUGUUAUGAUGCGCAAGAUCUACGAAUUAUAUGCAGAUUAUGUCAUGAAAAACCCAUUCUAUCAGAUGGAAAUGCCGGUGAGAUGUGAGGCAUUUGAUCGGCAUUUGGCGGCAUGGCUGAGAAGCCGCAGUUGA